This is a messenger RNA of Terrapene triunguis (Three-toed box turtle), 751 nucleotides long. RefSeq names its product RALY heterogeneous nuclear ribonucleoprotein (gene RALY). NCBI's taxonomy places the organism in Eukaryota, Metazoa, Chordata, Testudines, Emydidae. Gene Ontology annotation, cellular component: nucleus. The transcript is spliced from 7 exons. The record is from RefSeq and is a predicted model, not a curated record. Gene Ontology annotation, molecular function: RNA binding. Bases 23 to 751 code for a protein of 242 amino acids.
UAAGUACCAGCAGGUGUUCAAGAUGUCAUUGAAGGUGCAGACAAGUAACAUCACAAACAAGAACGACCCCAAGUCCAUCAACUCCAGAGUCUUUAUUGGGAAUCUCAACACAGCCGUCGUCAAGAAAUCAGAUGUGGAGACCAUUUUCUCCAAGUACGGCAGAGUGGUGGGCUGCUCCGUUCACAAGGGCUAUGCGUUCGUACAGUACUCGAAUGAGAGGCACGCACGGGCCGCUGUCCUGGGGGAGAACGGACGAAUACUUGCCGGGCAGACGCUGGAUAUCAACAUGGCUGGAGAACCUAAACCCAACAGACCCAAAGGGCUGAAGAGAGCAACCUCCGCCUUGUAUAGUGGAUACGACUUUGACUAUGACUACUACAGAGAUGACUUCUACGACAGGCUUUUCGAGUAUCGAGGCCGGGUCUCUCCUGUCCCCAGGGUGGUUCCUGUGAAGCGUCCCCGGGUGACCAUCCCCUUAGUCCGACGCGUAAAAGCAACGCUCCCCAUCAAACUUUUCGCCAGAUCAGCCGCCAUUGCAAACAGCUCUGCCAAAUUAAAAUUGAAAUGCAAUGAGCUGCAGACAAUCAAAACCGAGCUGACACAGAUCAAAUCCAACAUUGAUGCUCUUCUGGGCAGAUUGGAGCAGAUUGCUGAAGAACAGAAAUCAUCCACAGAACAGCAGAAGGGCAUCAGCAUAGUGGUGGUUCUACAGUGCUUCCAGUUCUUACAGGUCCAGGCCAUGACAAUCUGA